AUGGAAAGUUCGAAAAAUGAUGGCACAUCAAAACGUCAUCGAAGAUUUUCAUUUAAAUCGGUGCAAUCGUCGUCGCCUCUGCCAUCGGAUGGACAUACCGUUGAAUGUUAUAAAUGUGGUAAUGUAUGUGACGAGAUGGAUCUCUUUCAACGAAAAUCUAAAGCAUAUCCAGACGAAGCUUUAUGUCCACGGUGUACACAAUACAUUGAUGUAAGGGCCAUGCGAACAGUACAAGUACACACAUCAGAACAUCAACAACAUCAAUUUUUCACUAUGACUCGGCGUAACGGAAUAGUUCCUAUACAUUCCUCAUAUGGAAUGAGUAAACCAGUAAAAUAUCGUUAUAUCAAUAUCAAUGCUGUAAAAGCUAUGUAUAAUCGUACCGAUACGGAACGUUAUAUCAUCAGCUUGGCUGGUUUAUACAAUAUAUGGGAUAGUUCUAAAGGUCGUGAGUUUAUUAACUGCCUAAUCAAAUCAAUUCAUGAUCAGCAACUAGAAUUUACCUGUGACCAUUCAUUUACAAGUGAAAGUGGUGAAACAUAUUAUAUGCUGAUUUGUGUACGAACACUCUCAAAUCGGACUGAAAUUGGUUAUUCGUAUCAACAAAUUUCCGAUGAAUCAGGUAUCGGCGGAGUCGAUAUGGGAGAAAAAGUUUUCUUAUCAGAACGGAAAUCCGAGCAGUGGUUAAAAGACAAAGCGUUUGAAAAUCUACGCAUUCAUACACAUGUUGUACGUAGUUUUCAUACCAAUCGUUACCGUAGCAAUGCACCAAUUUAUCAUCCAGUAGCUCGCACGAGAUCAGAAUAG
Messenger RNA from Adineta steineri, 807 nucleotides. NCBI's taxonomy places the organism in Eukaryota, Metazoa, Rotifera, Eurotatoria, Adinetida, Adinetidae. The record is from the annotation of a GenBank genome assembly.